AUGUUCCCUAACCCCAAUCUACCUCGUUCUCAUGAUGAUCGCGACGAGCUGUAUAACACCAGUACCAUCUCUGAGGACCUGAGUAAAGGUGGCUCGGUAGGACCAUUAUUCCCAAAAUUUCCUGCAUUUGAGGAAUACGUUGCGUCCCCUCGUCCUCAACUAUCCUAUAUCCCCAACCCUAGAACUAGACAAGAGGCUCAAAACAAUACCGAUUACUCGUUCCAGCUGAUGCUGCUAGAACAGCAGAACCAACGACGAAAGAUGAUGGAGCCCAGCAAAAUAGAGAGUGGAGUGCCAAUUACGGCCCAGCCUGGUGUUUCCAGCUAUAUUGAAUCCCCUCCCAUGCUACCAAGACUAUCGCCCCUUGUGUCAAGUUCUGGGCCCUAUCAAUUCCCUCAACCGAUGCUUCACCGAUCAACCCAGCCUUAUCAAGCUACUAGCGCGACUCCAAACACAAGGAAUUCGUAUCAUUCGAAUGCUUCAGGUCAAAAAGUGUGGACACCCUCUUCCACCCAAGAGACAGUUUCUUUUUCAGAAGCAAAUGAUCUCAAAGCCCAAAUUACAGCCCUCCAAGAAAAGGUCCGGCAGCUGGAAGGAAGACCAGUCGCGACCAAAGCCUCAAAGUAUCAAAUCCUCUACAGGAUCGAAAAAGACGAAACGUAUCCAAACGACGACUACUACAGCGUGGACAGCGGUGAUGAACAACCCAACCCCCGGCGCAUAUUCAGACGCAGGCCCCGAACAGGAUGGAUGGGGAUCUUCACUGACCCUCCUGAGGUCUACCAAAGAAGCAUGGGGGCACCGAACCUACGUUGUAAUGAUCCUUUGACCAACUUCGAGCUUUACUUGGCUCUGAAUCAAGAUAUUUCUUUCGUUGUGUUCCGCAACUUCAAACGGCACAUUGCGCGCCAGUCACACAACACGAAGUAUGGAAAGCCAGAGCCCUUCAGCGAAACUAUUUAUCCAGUUUCUGAUGACCUCAAGGAGGUCGUUCAGGGGUUCCUUGGUGGCGAAGAAUUUCAAUCUAUGAGGGAAGACUAUGAACAGACGGGAGAGGUUCAGUCGCCAUACCUCUUUAUCUACCACAACCGAGGAUCUAAAGAAGCAGAACUCAGGCGAGGAUUAACCUCCGAGAUGCAAACCCAAAUGGAUCUUCUCUUGAAUUAUGUUCAAGAAACUCGGAGCGCGGAAUACGCAGCGGCUGAUUCUCUUCUGAAGAGAGGCAAGAUUUGCCCGGAAUUUGUCCAGUACCUCUUCAGGCCUGAUGAGGUCUUGGUCUCCACCAAAUACAAUGAGCACACAGGCUAUGUAGCAACAGAUUGGCCGGCCAAAGGCGUCCAAACCCAUAAUACCAAGAAUGCUUCUACGUGGACAAUUCUGGCCCAAACCUGGCAAUUUGAUGGACAAUUUCACAAAUCGCACCAGCUUCUCGAGUUCCAAAUGCCAGAACCAAAGCGCCCCAAAGACAAAAAGCGGUCUCAGAGGGUGGAACAUCCGAUCAAUGACUCCGGCUUCAUUCUACCUGAUAUUGAGUGUGACAAAGAGGUCACUAUCACAGACUUGGCCGUCUUCCCUAUCAGGUAUGCCUCGCCCGCUCUUGUCCUAAAGCUUGAGAAUCGUGGAAAGAUCUUCUGGAAAUUCCGGACGCAGCAAUAUGUGUCCUACAAGGCGACAGAGGAAGAGAACUUCCAGACAGUGACCAACGACCGAUACAUCAUUGACAUGAAGACAUACAAAAGACUGCACGCGUCUCAGAACCCUCCGGUGCCUCUUGUCCCCGGAAGUGCACUUGACAGUAGAGCCAUGGCCAGCGAGCAACCACCCGACAAACUAUUCACCCUGCUAAUGCCUCCAAGAGUGCUUGGAUUCAAUCUUCGGCGCAAGAAGUGGUUCGACCUUGCCGUGGAUCGCAUUGUCGAUGUCGUGUGGAACAAAGAUGCCUUCUCAAGACUGGCCAUUGACACCAAAUCCCGGUACUUGAUCGAAGCACUAGUCACAAACCACCUUGAGCCCGAUUACUCGGCAGAUCUAAUUGCUGGCAAAGGCAAUGGUCUUAUCUUACUCCUGCAUGGUGGUCCAGGCACUGGAAAAACUCUUACUGCGGAGAGUGUGGCUGAAAUAGCCGAACGCCCCCUCUAUCGAGUCACCUGCGGCGACGUAGGCACUAAGCCUGAAGAGGUAGAAAAGUAUCUCGAAUCUGUGUUACACCUGGGCAAGAUCUGGAACUGCGUAGUCCUACUCGAUGAAGCGGAUGUAUUCCUCGAGCAGCGCGGCCUAGAAGAUUUGAAUCGCAACGCGCUCGUAUCGGCAUUCUUGCGCGUGGUGGAAUAUUUUGAGGGGAUUUUGAUUCUGACUACGAACCGGGUGGGCACCUUCGAUGAUGCAUUUAAGUCUCGGAUUCAGCUCGCAUUGCAUUACCCCCCACUUCGAGAGGAGCAGAGGCGACUAAUCUGGAAGACUUUCAUCGAGCGACUGGAUGAGUUUGACGAGGAAUCCAUUUCUUAUGAGAAUCUGAGAGGAAGUUUGGACGUGCUGAAGAAGGAGAAAUUGAAUGGUCGUCAAAUCCGGAAUGCCAUGACCACCUCUCGUCAGUACGCAAAGUGGAAGAAUGAACUUCUCACCUAUGAGCACCUCAAGGAUGUCAUUGAGGUCUCUGCGCGGUUUGAAGAUUAUCUCGAGAACAUUCAUCGCAGUCCACACACACAGGGUUGA
Messenger RNA from Penicillium soppii, 2712 nucleotides. Its product is annotated as ATP-binding protein. The transcript has 2 exons. The record is from RefSeq and is a predicted model, not a curated record. Bases 1 to 2712 code for a protein of 903 amino acids. Gene Ontology annotation, molecular function: ATP hydrolysis activity; ATP binding. NCBI's taxonomy places the organism in Eukaryota, Fungi, Ascomycota, Eurotiomycetes, Eurotiales, Aspergillaceae.